AUGUGGCUUCUCAAUACAACCACCUACGAACUGCGCAUGUUCAUCGUCGGCAGUACUGUGCCCUCCUACGCCAUCCUCUCCCAUACCUGGGGAUCCGAUGAGGUGACCUUCCAAGACAUCCAGAACCUAAACCUGGCAUCCAAGAAAGCCGGCUUCGCCAAAAUCCAAGGAUGUUGCACCCAAGCACUGCGUCACAACAUUGGAUGGGCUUGGAUCGAUUCCUGCUGCAUAGACAAGACCUCCUCCGCAGAGCUGUCCGAAGCCAUCAACUCCAUGUACACUUACUACCUCCUCGCCCGCGUCUGCUUCGUCUACCUCGCCGACGUACCGCCCCUGUCCUCCUCCCCUCCCAUGGGCCGGCUCCCAUCACUCGCUUCCUCCAAUUGGUUCACUCGCGGCUGGACACUCCAGGAACUCAUCGCACCCCGGAGAACAAUCUUCUACACCUCGGACUGGUCCCGCCUCGGAACCAAAGGCGUCCACACCGAUGAGCGCCCCUUUAUCCAGGCCCUCUCCUCCAUCACAGGAAUCUUUGAAUCUGUGCUCGCCAAAACCCGCCACCCGCGCGACUACUCCGUCGCAGAACGCAUGUCCUGGGCAGCAAAUCGCCAGACCACCCGCGCAGAAGACCUAGCCUACUGCCUCAUGGGCCUCUUCGGCGUCAACAUCCCCGUGUUAUACGGCGAAGGGCUCAAGCACGCUUUCCAGCGUCUUCAACACGAGAUCAUACGGACAUCUCCCGACGAGACAAUCUUCGCGUGGAGGGCGGAUCCGCAGCAGCAGCUUGUGGACCCGUACACGGGCGAGCGCCGAUCCAGAACCGUGACGUCGGGCUUGCUCGCCGACUCGCCCGCCGACUUUGCCCACUCGCACGACGUCCACCAGCGCGCACUGCUCCCUCCGUCCCCGUUUCGGGAGUUCACUAUGACCAACAUGGGUCUAUCCAUCGCUGCCAACCUCGUGCGCUUGUCGCCUGCUGCCGGUGGCGGGCCUCGUGGAAGUCCUGCACCGCCGUCCGUCUUUGUGGUGCCCAUCGGUGCGAGCGGCCGAUCAAACGACACCUCGCCACGCACCCGGGUUGGAUUAUAUCUGGAGCCGGUGCUCGUGGCGGCGAGUCGUGCAGGACACAAGACUUCGUACUUUCGCCGUGUCAUGUGCGAUAAGUUUUGUUUUGCAUCGAUUGGCGAAUUUCCGCAGGGCGAGCUUGCCAAUAUUUACAUCCUCGAAGACGAUCAAUCGACCUCCCACCCCAAGACCGGGCUCGGCGUCAGGCUCUGGCUCGGACGGGGGAGGAGGAGGAAAUUGGUCGCCGUCGAUUGGAGCCAGGUUAUCGCUCUCUACCAGUCCGUCUCCGAGGCCCUCGCCUAG
Colletotrichum fioriniae is the source of this 1368-nucleotide messenger RNA. The record is from RefSeq and is a predicted model, not a curated record. Lineage: Eukaryota; Fungi; Ascomycota; Sordariomycetes; Glomerellales; Glomerellaceae.